Molecule: messenger RNA, 4855 nt
Organism: Eublepharis macularius
Lineage: Eukaryota; Metazoa; Chordata; Lepidosauria; Squamata; Eublepharidae
Gene: USP4
Product: ubiquitin specific peptidase 4
Exons: 22
Coding region: 66-2930 (954 amino acids)
Biological process (GO): protein deubiquitination
Molecular function (GO): cysteine-type deubiquitinase activity
Source: RefSeq, a predicted model, not a curated record
UCCACGCGCACGACCGGCUGAGGGAGGAUAUCCGCGGUUGGGGACGGCAGGACGCGCGAACUGUCAUGGCGGCUGCUGAAGCACGGAUAGAGGGCGGAGGUGCCAUUGCCGGCCUGAGGCCCGACGCCGGGAUGCAGCGGGCAGAGCUCUUGCCGCUUCUGGGGGCAGCACUGAAGCCGGGGGAGUCCUGGUUCCUGAUUGACAGCCGGUGGUUCAAGCAGUGGAAGAAAUAUGUGGGCUUUGACAGUUGGGACCUAUACAGCGUUGGAGAGCCUAAUCUCUUCCCAGGACCGAUUGACAACUCUGGGCUUUUUGCAGAUUCAGAAGCUCAAACAUUGAAAGAGCACCUAAUUGAUGAGCUGGAUUAUGUGUUGGUUCCAACUGAAGCCUGGAAUAAAUUAGUAAACUGGUAUGGCUGUAUAGAGGGACAACAGCCAGUUGUUAGAAAAGUUGUGGAGUAUGGUCUGUUUGUGAAGCACUGCAAAGUAGAGGUUUAUCUUCUGGAGCUGAAACUGUGUCAGAACAGUGACCCUGGUAGUCUUGUGAGCUCUUAUUUCAGCAAAGCAGACACUGUUGCUACGAUUGAAAAAGCAAUGAGAAAACAGUUUAAUAUCCCAGGUGACAAGGAAAUUAGGCUAUGGAGCAGGUACAUGAGUAAUACUUAUGAGCAGCUAAACAAACUUGACAGCACUAUACAAGACGCCGGGCUCUAUCAGGGACAGGUAGUUUUAAUAGAAGUGAAGAAUGAAGAUGGUACAUGGCCCAGGCAGUCUUCCCUGGUGAAAUCUAGCACUGUGACUAGAAGUCUAACUACCUCUUCAAAAUCACCAGCAAGUUCUUGCUCCUCAGUACUUGCCUCUUCAUCCAUUACAAAUGGUGAUAGCAAUAACUCUUAUGGGUUGAACUGUCCUAGCCUUGGCAAAGGAGGCUCUAACUUUUCUUACAACUCCUUCAACAACAGAGAGAGUCCUCCUCAGUUACAGCCUGGUCUCUGUGGGCUCAGUAACCUGGGAAAUACAUGUUUCAUGAACUCUGCAUUACAGUGUUUGAGUAACACCCCUCCACUGACUGACUAUUUCCUGGAAGAUAAAUAUGAAGCUGAAAUAAACCAGGACAAUCCUCUUGGAAUGAGGGGAGAAAUUGCAGAAGCCUAUGCAGAGCUCAUCAAACAGAUGUGGUCUGGGAGGCACUCUCAUGUGGCUCCCCGCAUGUUCAAAACCCAGGUUGGCCGAUUUGCUCCUCAGUUUUCAGGAUAUCAGCAACAAGAUUCCCAGGAGCUUCUGGCCUUUCUUCUAGAUGGUUUACAUGAAGAUCUAAACAGAGUAAAGAAGAAACCUUAUUUGGAAUUGAAAGAUGCUAAUGGCAGGCCUGAUUCGGUGGUGGCAAAAGAAGCAUGGGAGAACCAUCAACUGCGUAAUGACUCUAUUAUAGUUGAUAUUUUUCAUGGUCUUUUCAAAUCUACAUUGGUUUGCCCCAAAUGUUCAAAAGUUUCUGUGACUUUUGAUCCUUUUUGCUAUUUAACCCUUCCAUUGCCUUUGAAGAAAGAUCGAUCCAUGGAUGUGUUCUUGGUCUUUGCAGAUCCACAACGCAGACCCACUCAAUACAGGGUAGUUGUGCCAAUGAUGGGGGCUGUAUGUGACCUGUGUGAUGCACUCUCAAAACUUUCUGGAGUCCCUGCAGAAAAUAUGAUGGUGGCAGAUGUUUAUAAUCACAGAUUCCACAAAAUUUUCCAGAUGGAUGAGGGCUUAAGUCAUAUCAUGCCAAAAGACAACAUCUUUGUGUAUGAAGUUUGCAAACCAAUGGAGGACAGUGCUGAAUGCGUCACUCUUUCAGUUUACUUCAGAGAAAAGAAAGCAAGACAAUCUAAUUCAACUCCAGGAACUGUUCUGUACGGCCAGCCCCUACUCCUAUCAAUGCCGAAGCACAAGCUCACCCUAGAUUAUUUGUAUAGCGUUAUUUUGGAGCGGAUUAGCCGGUAUGUAAAGCUUUCUUUGAUUGAAGAAUUUUCUGAUGCAUCUGCAAAUCAUGGAACUUGUAAUGGCUCCAGUGCUGUUGCUGAAGGUGAAAUUGAAGAGAUGGAACAUCAGAAUGGAGAGGAAGAAAACAGGGAGAAAGUGUUGGAAAUGGAUGCCUGCCAGUCAGAAGAUUGUAUUCAGUAUGAGCUGGGAAAGGAAGAUCUGCAACAUAGGAAGCAUCUCUUCACCUUCAGUCUUGUGAAUUCUUAUGGAACAUCAGAGAUAAAUUCCCUUACUACAGAGGGGAAAGUCCUCAAGUUGAGUUCCCAUGCUACUCUUGCUAUUGACUGGGAUUCUGGUACUCGCAAGUUGCUUUUUGAUGAACAAGAAGCACAGGCAUUUGAAAAACACAACAGUAUAUUCCAACCACAGAAGAAGAAAACUACAGUAGCUCUCAGGGAUUGCAUUGAACUCUUCACUACAAUGGAAACACUUGGUGAACAUGAUCCCUGGUAUUGUCCGAAUUGCAAGAAACAUCAGCAAGCCACCAAAAAGUUUGAUCUCUGGUCACUUCCACGUAUUUUGGUGGUGCAUUUGAAACGUUUCUCAUACAACAGAUACUGGAGAGAUAAACUUGACACUGUGGUUGAAUUCCCCAUCAGGGAUUUGAACAUGUCUGAGUUUGUUUGUGACCCAGCAGCAGGCCCGUAUGUAUAUGACCUCAUUGCUGUUUCCAAUCACUAUGGAGGCAUGGGUGUGGGGCAUUAUACUGCAUAUGCAAAGAAUAAAGUAAAUGGCAGAUGGUACUACUUUGAUGACAGUAGUGUGUCUCCGGCAUCAGAAGAGCAAAUAGUAACGAAAGCAGCAUAUGUACUAUUCUACCAGCGUAGAGAUGACAAGGCCAAGAGAAAUUCAUCUCCAUGCACAAAUGUUGAGCUGACAUCAGAAGAAUGUGAUGGCAUGGAUACUAACUGAGCCUACACGGCAUCAUUCAGGCAAUCAAAUUGCUCAUCUGCAAAUGUAUCUGAAGCAUCUGAGAACUGCUCUAUCUGUAAAACUCAGAAUGGGAAGUCCACUAUAGGAGUACUCAGUGAGCAGUGACACUUGCGCAGGAGAAGCAAUAAGAUGACAACACUGAGUACAUUAUAAUUUAAAAGCUCUCAAAUCAAAUUCUACCACCCUUCAAUAAAGUGUUACUUUAAGCAGAAAAUGUGUGGAAUCAGACAUUAUGCUGUGUGGCUGAAGCAAUGCAUAUUAAGGAAGAGGUGCCUAAGCCACGUGGCAAGAAAAAAUUCAAAACCUUGGCUGUAAAUAGGCUUCAGCUGAGAAAUGAUGUACAUUGUGAAAGAUGCAUGGGCUGUGUGGCAUCUGAAAGACAGCAGAAGUCCCUGUUGACAUUUUAGGGCCACUUUCUGUACCUAUCUGGUAUACUAGAGUGCUUCUAAAACAGUUCUUAGGAAUUAAAUAUAGCCACAACAGUAUUCACAAGACCUGUUGAUGCCAAUCUGUGGAUGUCCUGAGCAUUCUUUAGCAGCACAUCCAAAUCUUUCUUGGUCAUGUUUAAAUGGUAAUUUACACACUGUAAUGGGAAAACUUAUUCUUUACCUUUCUCCUUGGGACUCACUAGGGAAAUGAAACAGUUUAUCCCUGGAGUUUUAGAGGAAUAGUCAUCAACUCUCUUCAUGCAAAGUUUUUUUAGCAGCACCACUAAAGGUUUAGGGCCCUUCUUAUCCUAGUCUGUCCAGGAAUAGAGAGGUUCAGUGGCUUGUCUCCUUUUGGAUGAUUUCCAAUACAUCAUGUUUUCUUUCUAGUUACAGAGACAUGGAAGUAUGAUAAAAUUUUACAUUACCUCCCUCCCCAUUCCAUUUAGAUAAGUUUCCAUUGUAUAGAGAUGGCAAGAAUUGUUCCAAGUCUCCUCGUUGCCAUAAGGCCCUCUGUAUUUGGUUAGACACUGCAAUUAUACCUAUUCAAAUAGCAUAAGAAACAAGGGUUUUGAAGGGGAAUGGAGGUUUAUGGUUAUUCUGCAGAAGCACCCUCAUGCACAGCUAUGUUACAUUGCCCUUUGAAGCCAGUUUCAGCAUUUGUGCAAGGAUAGUGUUACGCUUUACACUAUCAACACUUUUCCAGCAUUAGAUUUUCCUUCAACACAUGUUCUGUAUCUCAAAUUGGUUCUGUGCUGAUCUUGCUCUGUACCACAUAGCCAGCCCACUUGCCAUUUUAGCAGAAUUGGUCAUAAGUGCUUGAGUGCCCCCCCCCACUCACUGUAACUUUUUAGCAGAGUCCUCUUUGCUCAGCUGCAUUCUGCUCACUGACAAUCUUCCCUCAAUUACUAUAUAGAUAUGCAAAAUAGUCCUUACAAAGCACUGAGAUUUGAGUUGUUUGGUUCAGUUACUGAUGUUUCUGGGUUUUAAUGUUAGUCUGAGGUUUUACUUCAACUGGGUAUUUUUCCCUCUGAACUCUAGCAAUGGGGCUGGGUGGGUUUGGAAUUACUUAAGGGUUAAGUUCAAAUGUAGCACUGCACUGUUUUCCUUGCUUUAUUCCUGUGUUUUUUUCUGGGGUUAUGUUUUCUUCUGGAAUGAAACUUUUGAACGGAUAAGGAAACAUUUGAAGAGCAGUUCAAUGUAACUGUGUUUAUCUCUGCUUUAUACUGAAACAGGAACCUUUUUUUCCUGUACUUAGUAUGACUGGCUUGAACAGAUGUUUGUGGGUGAUCUUAGGAUCCUGAGAUUCCUCUAAAUGCUGUAAAGAUGAUGUUAGGAAUCUGGCUUUGACUCUGACCAGGCAGGAUCCUAGCUGGUGUGUACAUUCUGUAUAGUGUCAACAUCUGUUUUUAGACUAGCACUUUGUAAGCAGCUGGCUUUAUUGUAUAAAAAAAAUAAAAUAGUGUGGUGUGCACAGAG